CAGACCUCUUGUUUCAUUUGACGGAUUCGUGUCGAGUGGAUAUUCAUAUUAAAUUCACUGAUAUAUAAAAUAAUUUUAUGGAAUUUAGGAGAGUGAACCGCUUGAGCAAAACGCAUGUUAUUAUAGAUAAUAAUAAUUAUUUGCUCUCAGUAAAUAGUGAAAAUAAAUUUUCUUAAUAUAAAUCCAUUUAAAUUGAUACUAACUUGCAAUAUACAAUAGCUAAAAGGAAAGUGAAAGUGUUUAGCGAAACUUUAUGUAAAUGUAAAUGAAACUCAGUGCUAUAACUUUCUAUUAUGGUAGAAACUUUGGAAUUUCCAGUCAAGGGUGUCUAAUAUAGUGGAGAGCGUGUUGAGAGAGAUUGCAGCUUCAUGUACCACGGUAAAGAUAAUGUUGCAACUAGCCAAAAACAGUGUGACUCUGCUCACGAGUAUCUUAUGGCUUGGCGAUGCCGUUACUGAUGUGAAUCCCGUAGAAACCAGCGGCGAUAUGUUUUUUCGUAAAAUAGACUCAGUUGAUUGCUCGUUGCCAUACAAGAAAAGGUUUUCCUAAAGGAUUUUGCUAAUUUUGGAUUGCUAAAUAAUGCAGACCUUUUUGCUGGGUUUCCGGAUACCGAAGUCAAUGGCAAAUUAAAGCUAAAAUUAUUGAGGCCAAUUUGGUUAUGAGUUUAUCCUCAAAACCAUCCUCUUUAGCAUCAGUAUCCCAGCAGCGACAUCUCGAACAACACUUAAUGAAGCAUAAUAUUUCUGUGGGAUCAUCUCCACAGACUGCCUCGGCUGUAAAUUCAGUGAUUCAACAUAAUUUUUCAAAUAUUCACCACAUACAAAAUUUACAAAAUCAGCAUACUAGUGCCAUAUUAAAUAGCAACCACUCUACACCAUUUAGUGUAACAGAUAUUUUAAGUCCAAUAGAGGAAUAUCGGAAACUGGAGUUAAAUUGCAGUCCACCAUCACCAUUUAGAACGAAUUCCAGUGGAAGUAGUAUAAAUUCACCUAACACAUUAGGAUCUGCAACCAUGACAAAUCCAUACGCGAUGGGAUCGCUUUACCACAGCCCUGGAGUUCAAAGUUAUUGCGGACCAACCGACAAUCUUUCACUGGCGGGACACUAUUCAGAUAUGAGGAGUUCAGCUUCAUGGUAUGGAUCUACAACAAAUGAUCCAAGAUUUGCAAUAACGAGGUUAAUGGGUGGAUCAGCUACUACUUCGAUGGGUCAUAUGAGUAACAUGGGAAGCCUCGCCACAUGCAGUGUAACUGAUUCAAAACCACUACAAUUUCCCUUGACACAACGAAGAAAAAGAAGAGUCUUAUUCACACAGGCUCAGGUAUAUGAAUUAGAGAGGCGAUUUAAACAGCAGAGGUACCUGUCGGCCCCCGAACGAGAACACCUAGCCAGCUUAAUACACUUGACACCAACUCAGGUUAAAAUAUGGUUUCAAAAUCACAGAUAUAAGUGCAAAAGGCAAGCUAAAGAAAAGGCGAUGGCAGAGCAAAGUCAACAAAAUCAGACUUCAGGUUCACCUAGACGGGUUGCAGUUCCAGUACUUGUGAAGGACGGAAAGCCAUGUGCUGGUAAUAGCAGUAUACAGUCUCAUCAUCCUAGCACGACUAGUAAUGCUAGUAAUAACAGUAAUAAUACCGCUAACAUAAAUGAAAAUAACGGAACCCCGGAUGUUAAUACCAACAUCACAAGUGGUUUAAAUCUUAUAACAGGAGAGACCACAAACUCUCAUUCACCGGAUACAUCAAAUUCACUUAUCACCAGCUAUAAUGGAACGAUUGUAAGCCAUAAUCCGAUACAACAGCAAUCAUGCAACAAUUCUUUAAUGACUAACAGUUUGGCAAUGGCCUAUCGCAAUCAGAAUAAUUUUAUUUCAAAUGGACACCAGCAACAGUGUACCGGAUACCUUCCUUUACAGGGAAGAGCGUGGUAAAAGGAAUAAAGAGAUACAGUAAAUAAAAAUGUUGAAAUUUAUAUAAAAAUGUAAUUUUCGAUUUU
Messenger RNA from Ceratitis capitata (Mediterranean fruit fly), 1995 nucleotides. RefSeq names its product homeobox protein Nkx-2.1 (gene scro). Gene Ontology annotation, cellular component: nucleus. NCBI's taxonomy places the organism in Eukaryota, Metazoa, Arthropoda, Insecta, Diptera, Tephritidae. Gene Ontology annotation, biological process: regulation of transcription by RNA polymerase II; cell differentiation. The record is from RefSeq and is a predicted model, not a curated record. Bases 659 to 1930 code for a protein of 423 amino acids. The transcript has 9 exons. Gene Ontology annotation, molecular function: DNA-binding transcription factor activity, RNA polymerase II-specific; RNA polymerase II cis-regulatory region sequence-specific DNA binding.